UCUUUGUUACCAUAUCUAUAUCUAUAUCUCUAUAUAUAUGGAGAGAGGGGAAUAUCACGUCAUAUGACUAAAGAAAUUAGGGUUUUAGUCCUGGAGAGAUGAGGCGGAAACUGAAAGGUGCAUUCGCCGGAAAACAACACAAAGUGGUUGACGGAGAGACAGCCGCAGCAGAGAGAAGCAUACACAAAGAAGAUGACGGGGAGAUGCUUGGAGAGGAAGGCGGCGCAGAGAAGGACGACGUGGCUGAAGGUGACAGAGUGGGAGACAGAGUUGAGUUCGGAGGGACCGAACAUUUUAUAAUAGACAUUUUCGAAAACGAAAUAUUGGAGUUAGGAGACAGCGUGGACUGGAACUUCAAAAACUUCAAAACAUUCGACGCCCUCAAAGGAGACGCCCCUCGAGACCACCACUUCUAUUACAGCCGAUACUCAGCUGCCUCCAACGUUAACGUUGAGAGAGAGUGGAGGGGCCUUGACGGUCAUUCCUCUGUCGAUGGCUUCCGCUUCUUCAUCAGAGCUUACAAAGGUCGCAAGGAUCUCAUGAGACUCGCUGUUUCCGUCUCAUACCCCCACAUUCCCUUCUGUCACGAGUUUUCUUUCAGGUUAGCCAGCAGUAGAUCCAAACCCUUUAACGUAUCUGACAUUUUUACGCACGUACAAGAUACCGUAUUGAACCCCAGAAACAACACCAAGCAGAAGUUUGCAUGCUUCUGCCUGACCAUGCUUGAUAUGUUGAGACGGCCACCCACCGGGUUCGAGGACUUGGUCAAAGGGCAUUUUCGGCUGAACGCGGCUGCCAUCCUUCGGACUUUCUUGGGGGUGAUGGAUAUGGAGGAUGAUGCGAACAAGACCAUCUUCUUCAAGAUGUACAUUGCCUUUGAAGAGAACGAUGCCUAUUGUCAGCAUCUCCUGGACGAUGGUCUGAGACAAGGGCUCAUCAGACACAGGGAGAGAGAGAGUUCAGGUGAAUCAUCGUCAUCAUCUAGAAGGUGCUCAAAAGCCGACAGUCUGUGGGGUAGAUUCUUCUCUUAGGCCUUCUCAAAUGUAUAAAUUCUUUUUCUUCCCUUGGGUUAUCUCAAAUCAAUCGUUUGUUUUGGUCCCACAAAAAUAAAAGCUGAAAUAAAAGGGCCAUCCACAAGAAUAUUUGUGCGACUGCGUUGGAGGUUUCAUGGUUUCAUCUAGUUGUC
This is a messenger RNA of Tarenaya hassleriana, 1186 nucleotides long. RefSeq lists its product as uncharacterized. Lineage: Eukaryota; Viridiplantae; Streptophyta; Magnoliopsida; Brassicales; Cleomaceae. Bases 99 to 1031 code for a protein of 310 amino acids. The transcript is spliced from 2 exons. The record is from RefSeq and is a predicted model, not a curated record.